Molecule: messenger RNA, 1126 nt
Organism: Musa acuminata AAA Group (dessert banana)
Lineage: Eukaryota; Viridiplantae; Streptophyta; Magnoliopsida; Zingiberales; Musaceae
Product: protein LURP-one-related 8
Exons: 2
Coding region: 97-696 (199 amino acids)
Source: RefSeq, a predicted model, not a curated record
CUCGACGUCUCCCGCCACCACCGGUCUCGCCUCGUCUUCUCGAGCGACGAGGCCACUCACCGGCUGCUGGCGAUCGGCGAGCGACUCCCAGAGGCGAUGGCGAAAGUACACCCCAGCGCCGCAGCCGCAGCAGCGUGUACCGGGGGCGGGGGGGUGAGGCCCGCCGCGGUGCUGACCGUGUGGCGGAGGUCGCUCCUCUUCAACGGGAACGGGUUCGCGGUGUUCGAUGCGAAGGGGAACUUGGUGUUCCGGGUCGACAACUACGCCUCGGGCAGCAAGGCGGAGGUCCUCCUCAUGGACGCCGCCGGCAAACCGCUCCUUACCAUUCGGAGAAAGAAACUGAGCCUAAAAGACCAGUGGCUGAUCUACGAGGGAGAGGAGGCAGCUAAUCCACGGUUCGCGGCCAAGAGGCAUGUGAGCCUCCUCCACCACGGGGCACUGGCACAUGUCACUCCAUGUGUCUCAGGAGCCAAGCCUUGCCAUGCCUACGAGAUCCAAGGCUCCUACUUGCAGCGGUGCUGUGCUGUCGUCGAUGAUAAGAGGCGGCAAUUGAUGGAGAUCAAGAGGAAGGAGCCUGCCAAAGGCAUCACCUUUGGCCUCGACGUCUUCCGCCUGAUCGUGCAGCCAGGCUUUGACACCUCAUUCGCAAUGGCUAUUGUGAUGCUUCUGGAGAAGAUGUUUGGAUCCCCGUCAUAACUUUGAUCCUUCAAACUAGUGUUCGAUAUGUUUGCAAGUGUGAUCGUAGGAGGCGAAGGGCUAAAGAUUAAUGAUGCUUCCAUUGGAUGGAUGAUGGAUGCUAUGGGACACAAGUGUUUCGAAAUUUUGAUGCCUAAAUAUAAUAACAGAAAGCUUGUUUUGGGAUUUACAGACCAGGUAAUUUCUGCUGUAAAAGGAAGCAGAUAUAGUCAUUGAAUGUGAUUCAAGAGGGAGGUUGUCUCUAGAAUACAAACAAUGUCACUCAAGACCAUCUUAUUGUAUGAGUUUGAUACUUGUGAAGUCCCCUAAAUAUACUUGGGAAGCAAAACAGGCUGCUAAUUAGGUCUGAAAUUGGUAUGUCCCAGAGUCUACUCCUAAGGAACUUAGUUCUUCUUUCUACUCUAAUAUAUCUGGGGCUCAUUGUUUGGCA